Molecule: messenger RNA, 560 nt
Organism: Suillus fuscotomentosus
Lineage: Eukaryota; Fungi; Basidiomycota; Agaricomycetes; Boletales; Suillaceae
Product: chaperonin 10-like protein
Exons: 4
Coding region: 118-441 (107 amino acids)
Cellular component (GO): mitochondrial matrix
Molecular function (GO): protein folding chaperone; metal ion binding; ATP binding
Source: RefSeq, a predicted model, not a curated record
GUGAGAAGAUGUUUGCCUGGACCAAAUAAAACGGCCAAAAAAUCGGGAAAGUUCUGUGUGCACAACUUUUCCUUCAGCUUUGCCCACCCGCUUCGUCUCCAGCUUUCUAUUCAAACCAUGGCUGCUCAAGCAACGUUCAAGACCAUUAAGGCUGUCAUUCCUCUACUCGACCGUGUGUUGGUGCAGCGAUUCAAACCCGAAACCAAAACAGCUUCUGGGAUCUUCCUGCCUUCGUCAUCAACUACUACGCCCUUACCUGAAGCGACCGUGAUUGCCGUGGGGCCUGGAGCGCCUAAUAAGGACGGGAAUGUCGUUCCUACUCAGGUUAAGGCUGGCGACCGGGUACUGCUCCCUGGUUGGGGAGGAAAUUCGAUCAAAGUAGGGGAAGAGGAAUACUUUUUGUUCAAGGAUUCGGAGAUCCUCGCAAAGAUUAAGGAGUGAUAGGACGGCAUGGCCACGACGUUUGCUCCGAGUUAAGCAACAUUUUAUAUACGUUAAUUUUUUAAAAAGGCUUUGUUUUUACGCACUAUUGCCAUAUAUCUGCACGUAUCCCCGCUCAA